AUGCAGGCUUCAACGAGCCCUUCUGAGGCUAGCGGAGGAUACGCGACGCGGAGAGGCCAUGUGCCUCAGCUGUCGAUCAGUGACCCCAGUCAUCAUGUCACCGAAGCCAUUGGACAUAUGUACGAAGAUGACUAUGAUCGGAGAGAAUCCAAACGCCUCAGCUAUAUUUCCUCCCCCCUGAGUGAAGCCAUCACUACCAUCCACCCCAGCCUCGCCGGCGCCGAAGCCCCAACCUCUCCGCAGUCCUUACAAGUGCAAAACCAUCUGAAUGAAAUCAACCAACAUCGCCAGGGCAAUGGACAAUCACGGCCUCCCCUCGUCACUAAACAAUCAUUUGACCGCGAUAGCAAUCCAUCCUCUCCAGGCUCAACCGACACGGCCAAUACCUCCUUCCCCUUGAACGAUAUCGACUACGAAUCUGAUCCUGCUGCCGUGGCUCAGGAACUGAACAAUCUGGCUGCCAUUCGUCGAAUGUCCAUGGAUGUCGCUGCAGCGGGUGAUCCUGAUCUUCCGAGUUUACCAUCGAUAGCACCCUCCCCAUCAGACGACGAGAAUGAUGCUUCCCGCCUUUUCUGGGUACCCGCUCGCUUACACCCCGAGUUGGCUCCCAAAGAGUUUAAAUCUUUUCUUGAUAGCAAGGCAGACCAUAUCAAGCGGAAGUCGGGCGAUUUUUCCUUGUCGCCGAACGGCAGUAACUCGGGCGGACUCCAGCGUAAGCGAUCGAUGUUGUCCAGGCAAAUCGACAAUUCCCAUGGCUAUACGGAUGGUGCGGAGCGGCUAGAGCGAAAACGAUCAAAGUCUAAACGGGAUUCUCUGAGUCCGAACCUACAAGAUUUGGAAACGAUAGUAGACAAUUCGAAAACGCCAAAUAAGGAUACAGCUUCGCUUUUGAAGGGAGUCCAGAGCCUCGGGCUAAAUACCGACGAAGAUAGACCCAUCCUUCCCCCCGCACCACUUGGGAACAGUCUCAGGCGUUCCACCCGGACUCAGUACAGGAAGGCGGGCAGCGUGAAAAAGGGGGACAAAUACCCAAGAAGGGUCAAAUCCCCAGAAACGAACGAACCAAUCCCGUCCAUUGUCACUUCAGCUCCUGAUUCUCCGAUCUUGGGCCUCACACGCGUAUCCACUGAUCCCACCCCUAGUGCAACCAAACGAGGACAAGCAACAACAGCUACUCACGGCACAACAGAUUCCUCCAGCGCUACGGGAGGCUCGAUUGACUCGACAAUCGAUCAGCCGAAGCAAGAGGGCGACAGGCCAACUGAGCCUCACACGGCUGACUCUGCCAACAGAGCGAGUGCACCUCCGCAAGCGCGACAGUGGCACUCUCGUAUUAGUUCGAACGGACGAUCGACUGCCAAUAUUCCUAACGAUCAAAAGGUUCCAGAAAUCGUCGAACCAUCUUCAGAAACAAAUCGAGCACCCAGCAGUUCAGCUUCGCAACAAAACAACUUGCCAGACCGUGAACACUCGUAUGAUUCCUCGACGCACUCACCAUCCAAGGGGUCCCCGCUUAACGAACAAAAUGUAAGCAAGCGCUCGCACCACACCCGUCACAAGGACAGCACCUUCAACGAGUUCGCGAAUACUGUGCAACCCCUCCCGGGCAAUACCACCCGAACCGACAGCCUCUCAUUCAUCCCAACUUUGCCAGAAGAUCGAAAAUCGGAAAGCAAGAAGUCGAAGGACAAGAAAGAUUCGGAUGGUACCCGCAAGUCUAGCUGGCAUUGGCUGCUAGGCAGCGAGGAAAAAGAAAAAGAAAAGGAGAAGAAAAAGGAGAAGGAUGGAGAUUCGAAAAAGAUAAAAGCGAGAUUGGUGGAUAAGGUUCAUGAAACGACCAGCUCCCUACCGUCGUCCAGCGACAAUAACCAGCGAGGCCGCGAGAGCUUUGCUCACGAUCGGCUCGAUCCUAAACUAGAGGAAGAACGACGAAAAGAUAACGCCAGGAGAACAUCUGGAGAAUCGAAGAAAGAGAAAGAGUCUGGUCUGUUUUCAUCGAUCUUUGGCGGGGGAAGGAAGAAGCACAGCAGCGGAGAAAGCCACCACAAAAAGAGCUUAUCCCGAACUUUGUCUCCCGACCCCCCAGUACGCAUACUCCGACCCGACGUUGACUACCCUUGGACCCGAUUUUCAAUACUCGAGGAGCGAGCCAUUUACAGAAUGGCCCAUAUAAAACUCGCAAAUCCCCGACGGGCGCUGUGUUCCCAGGUCCUACUCAGCAACUUCAUGUAUUCGUACCUGGCGAAGGUCCAGCAAAUGCAUCCACACAUGAUGCUUGCAUCUUCGGCAGCACAACGGCAGCAGCAGAAAGCAAGGGAACGGGAGCAGGAGGAGUACAUGCAACAAUACCAAAGAUACCAAGAAGCACAGGAACAACAAUACGGCGAUGGCUCGUACGAUGAUUCUCACAUGUAUGAAUAUAACGAUGAUCCGCAUGACCCUUACCGGACACACUCGGGGGGCAACAAGCACGGCUAUGAGAAUGGGAACUCAUACGGCCCUGGCCAUUAUCAAUAUGGGCAUUCGGCAUUCGGCGAUGAUGCUCAGCAAGAUGACGAUGACGACGACGACAUGUGGUAG
Molecule: messenger RNA, 2580 nt
Organism: Aspergillus wentii DTO 134E9
Lineage: Eukaryota; Fungi; Ascomycota; Eurotiomycetes; Eurotiales; Aspergillaceae
Product: putative telomere silencing protein Zds1
Exons: 3
Coding region: 1-2580 (859 amino acids)
Biological process (GO): establishment of cell polarity; positive regulation of G2/M transition of mitotic cell cycle
Cellular component (GO): cytoplasm; cell septum
Source: RefSeq, a predicted model, not a curated record